AUGACCACGAACGUCAGUGCACUCAGUGGCGCGAGGCAGCAGGGCCCGCCGGCUAAUAUCUCGGGGGCGGAGCCUGCUGCCUCGGUGACGGGCCCCCAUUGGGUCCCGACCGUCCCGGGCCCGGGGAGCCCCGCCCCUACAGCCCCCCCUGAAGCUCCGCCCCUGUGCAGGACUCCGUGGUUCAACGGCUGGGGGUUCAACCUGCCUCGGGGUCAGUCUCUGCUGGAUAAAUGGAACCUCGUCCCUGAAGGCAUCGACAUCCUGAUGACCCACGGACCUCCGCUCGGUUUCCGAGACUGGGUUCCUAAGGAGCUGCAGCGGGUCGGCUGUGUGGAGCUGCUCAACACGGUGCAGAAGAGGGUGCGACCCAAACUUCAUGCCUUCGGAGGCAUACACGAAGGCUACGGGAUCAUGACGGACGGCUUCACGACGUUCGUCAACUCAUCGACCUGCACCGUCAGCUUCCAGCCCACCAACCCCCCCAUCGUGUUCGACCUGCCCAACCCCUCCAGCUCCUGAGACCAGAGGAGGGGGCGGGGAGGGGCCAGUGCACCAUAAACUCCUUUUUUUUCUAUAAAUAUGUCAAGUUAAAAAAAAAAAACUAUAAGUGUUUCUUUGCAAACUUUUUGGUCUUCUCCAAGCUGUUGUUGAGAUUGAGAAGAUGUGGAGAUGUGGGGCGGGGAUUGGGGGGGUUUGUCGGGGAGGGUCAAAGGAGAAUCCCGGUGUUUGUUUCCAACAAUACUUUCCUGCGUCAAUUUCCAGUCAGCGUGGUGGCAGAUAUCAGGGUUUGUUCUUCUCCAGAGGAACAACAACGUUAUUUAAUCUCAUUCAUUCUGAGAAUUGCAUCAUGCAAGUUAGCAUUUUUGGUAUCUCCGGGUUUCUUUUAAUCACUUUACAAAUACAAGUAAAAGUGACAACAUCAUCCAGGAAAUUAUCUGAGGAGAGCAAUGAUUUUAGGAAACAUUUUUCUCUGAUUAAGAUUUCAUAAAGUUAUUUUCUACAAAACAAGCUCAUUUUUUCACACAUUAUUUCUUUAACAAAUUAAUAUUUGUGUUGGGGGUUUUAACUCAAGUUUACGUUUCUGACAUAAGGUGUUAGAUUGUCACAAAAAAGUAAAUGUCAUAAUGACAGGCGAAUCAUGAGGGAUAUCAACAUGAUUGUCCCCUCCGUACCCUAGUACCAUCAAUUCUGCAUGUCUUUGUUAAUUUGGAAAAAUCAUAUUUAAAAAAAUAAGUGACAAAGUCUACAUGUAUGCAAUGUCAAAUUAAUUUGGUUGAAUUUGAAACAGAGCUGCAAGAAACACCGGUAUUCUCCUUUUCUGGGGGAUUUUGUGGUUAAACAAUCUUGCUCUUGAUAAAUAUUGGUCAGAUCUGUAAGAUAAAUGAUGCUUUGUGAAUUUGUACAAUUUCUUUAUGUUUGGCUUGCAUUGGCCGGACAAUGGAUGCCAUCGUUUUAUGUUGUAUCAUCUGAUAUUUUGUGUUUAGAUCAAUUAUUUUUCUCUCGUCAGUUCCUCUUUUCUUAUUGGCUGACAGGGACGCUGCCUUAAACUAGCUUUAAUGUUUCAGCUAGAGCCCCACUCUCUGCGAGCUCAGAGAAAAGUCCUUAUUUAUUACCCGCAAAACAACACCUGACCAACGCAGGGACAGAAAGCUAUCAAAUUACAGCCCUUAAAAUUAACUUUGUAACAUCCCAUUAUGGAUUUCUGAUCUAAUUUGGAAAAUGUAUGUAUAAAAUAUAUAUAAAUAUAUAUUAUAUAUUCAUGUUGUAAAACAUCUGUACUAAAAGUAGUGUUUGACAAAAAAAAUGAAAAUCUGGUGCAUUUUCUUCUGUAUGCACCAGUAUAAUUGACUUGUUUCUUUAAUGCUCCCAUCAGACGCUCUUUCUUUAAUGUUUUUUGUACGGACUCUGCCAGUAGGGUAGACUUUCAUUUUGGAUGAGAGAGGAACAUUUGUCAGUCACAAUCCAACAGGUGCUGGUUGCUCCCAACAACACGCCUGCCUAAACCUGGUAAAGCUGUCCUUUUAAAGUGUACAUCUGAUAGUAUUUGUGUUUUAUUGCUUUUCUUUUUUCUAAUUUUGCACUGUGUGUAAAUGCAAUCUUGCUAGCACAAAAAAAAUGUUGCCAAUAGUUGUCUCAACUUUGCCGCUGUAAAUGCUCUUCCCGUGCUCUGUUCCUUUCUCGCUCUUUCUCUGAUUGUAUCCCUCUUCAUGGAAAUGUUAGUUCUCUCUUUCAGUUCAUUGUGAUAUAUUUAGCUGCCUUUAUAUGCAAAUAAAAUUGCAAGAUUUUUACUUAUCAA
Notothenia coriiceps (black rockcod) is the source of this 2296-nucleotide messenger RNA. Its product is annotated as metallophosphoesterase MPPED2-like. The record is from RefSeq and is a predicted model, not a curated record. NCBI's taxonomy places the organism in Eukaryota, Metazoa, Chordata, Actinopteri, Perciformes, Nototheniidae. Bases 1 to 519 code for a protein of 172 amino acids. The transcript has 4 exons.